UCAAUACAAAAAAAAACCAGUGAAAUCGCACCUAACGCUUUCAUCAUGAGUGAAAAUAGUUUGAACGUAAAUAUAGAAGAAGCAUUGAAAACAAUAUUAUUCGCAGAUACCUUUGAAGAUAUAAAUGUUGAAAUAGAAGAAUCUUUAGAAACCAAUCAGGCAUUAGUUAAAGUAACAGCAUCAAAGCAGGGUGUUUCUGAAGAUUUAAAACUAGUGGCUAAUAUAGGAAAGAGUGAAAAUGUUUUGGAAGCAUUUAAAAGAGAAGCAUAUAUAUUAAAAAAUGUAAUUCCACUAUUUCUAGACUUGCAGAAGUAUUUGAAGAUACAAAAUCCUUUAACAACAUUUCCAAAAUGUUACAAUUAUCUGGAUAAAGACGGAAUUGUAAUUUUAUUACUUGAAAAUUUGGAAAAAGCUGGAUAUACCAAAAUAGAAGGUGAUUUAAAUGAACACAACUACAAAUUUGUACUAAAAACAAUUGCGAAGUUUCAUGGUCUAUCCCUUGGAUUACGUCAUCUACACCGUAACAAAUUCGACGAACUACUUGGAAAUUGUCGUAUGAUUAGUAAAAACAUGUUUGAAGAGCUAGCACAGUUUUUCACAUCUCGUAUGGAAAAGCUGAAAUUCAAUUUGAAAUUGCGUAUGAGAUUGGAUUUAUUGAAAAAAUUCGAUAAAGCACUUGAGAAUUUCAGUGGAAACAAGAUUUUAGAAAUCUUGAAUGAAACAGUAGAAAAAUCAGUAUUGGUUCACGGUAACUUUCAUCACAACAGUGUAUUAUUGAAACUUCAGGGAGAAAAUGCCACCGAUGUAGCUCUAGAAGGUUUUCAGACAUCAGGUCUUCAUUCUCCAAUAAUCGAUCUAUCUCACUACUACUUCAGUGGUAUUGGUAAUGAUUAUUUUUCUGGAGUAACCGACUUUUUGAAAUUUUAUCAUGAAGAACUUGCUUCAUUUUUGAAAACAUUGGGAUGUAACGUUGAAGAAAUAUUUUCCGUUAACACCCUCCUCGACCACUGGCAAAGAUACUCCUUUUACGGAUUCUGUUUUGCCAUAGCAUCUUUAGAAUUAGGAUCGCUCAAAUUAGAUGACGUAUUAACAGAAUUCAAAAAAGGAGAGGAAAGAGGUGAAGCUGUACAAAAAGCUCCACGAGAACCUCGAUCAGAAAAUAUUAUAGCUUAUAGAAAAAAGUUGGAGAAGAUUGUAGAAGGUUUUUUAGAGUCUGAAAUAAGAUUUUGAUGAGGAUACGAGGAUUCAGUUUUUGUUUCACAAUUUCGUAAAAUUUAAUAUGUAUCACAGUUUAUCUAGUAAUGUUUAUAAUUGAAGUUUUUAGUUCAAACAAUAAAAUUGAUGAAAACGA
Diorhabda carinulata is the source of this 1351-nucleotide messenger RNA. RefSeq lists its product as uncharacterized. Bases 46 to 1230 code for a protein of 394 amino acids. The transcript is spliced from 2 exons. The record is from RefSeq and is a predicted model, not a curated record. Lineage: Eukaryota; Metazoa; Arthropoda; Insecta; Coleoptera; Chrysomelidae.